AAAAUAUCUGGGUGGAAUUCAAUAUAUGACAGGCUUACCCGAUAUUGUAAUCAUUAUUGAUCAGCACAAAGAAUAUAUAGCCUUGCGAGAAUGUAUAACUUUAGGAAUUCCAACAAUUUGUUUAAUCGAUACUAAUUGCGACCCCAAUCUAUCAGACAUUUCAAUUCCAGCAAAUGAUGACGCUAUCUCUUCAAUUCGAUUGAUUCUUAACAAAUUAAUAUUUGCAAUUUGUGAGGGCCGUUUUAGCUAUAUAAAAAAUUCUUGAUAAAGAAAUUAAAAAAUAACUAAUAAAAAACUUACUUCAAAAAUAACAUAGAUUCCUUUCAUAAGUUAGAUUUUUUGAUUUGUUUCUAUUAUUCUAUUAAAAAGGACAAGAUCCAAUUCAAUUAGACAAAUAGAUUUUGGCAUUAAAAUAAUUAAGGGGGUAAUAUGAAUCUUUUUUUUUUUUUCUAGCAAUUACCCCAUGGGGUUAUACGAGAUAUCUGGUGUAGAAGUGGGUCAACAUUUAUAUUGGCAAAUAGGGAAUUUCCAAGUACACGGCCAAGUACUUAUCACUUCUUGGGUUGUAAUUGGUAUCUUAGUUGGUUCUGCUACUCUAGCUGUUCGCAACCCACAAAUCAUUCCUAAUGGGGGUCAGAAUUUAUUUGAAUAUGUUCUUGAAUUCAUUCGAGAUGUGAGUAAAACUCAAAUUGGAGAAGAGUAUGGCCCUUGGGUUCCUUUUAUUGGUACGAUGUUUUUAUUUAUUUUUGUUUCUAAUUGGUCCGGGGCUCUUUUACCUUGGAAACUACUUAGAUUACCUCAUGGGGAGUUAGCCGCACCCACGAAUGAUAUAAAUACUACUGUGGCUUUGGCUUUAAUUACGUCAGCGGCAUACUUCUAUGCGGGUAUUUCAAAAAAAGGAUUAGGUUAUUUCGCUAAAUAUAUAAAACCGAC
Messenger RNA from Cuscuta europaea, 933 nucleotides. NCBI's taxonomy places the organism in Eukaryota, Viridiplantae, Streptophyta, Magnoliopsida, Solanales, Convolvulaceae. The record is from the annotation of a GenBank genome assembly.